Molecule: messenger RNA, 2595 nt
Organism: Hevea brasiliensis (rubber tree)
Lineage: Eukaryota; Viridiplantae; Streptophyta; Magnoliopsida; Malpighiales; Euphorbiaceae
Exons: 11
Coding region: 658-2235 (525 amino acids)
Cellular component (GO): membrane
Source: RefSeq, a predicted model, not a curated record
CAAUUUGAGUGGAUUAAGUUGAAAAACCAAAACCAAACUCUCUCAAUUCUCUCCAUUUUUCUUCAUACAGGUACAUGAGAAUGUUGGACACGGUUCUGUUGGUCCUUAAGCAUUGAAAUAAUCAAGAGCUGAUAUUGUUCUUUAUUUGGAAAGUUACAGAUUUAUAACAAGUUUUGUUUGUUUGGAGUAAUAGAAAAGACUCUUGAGGAAAUAUGAAAUUCUAGGGAGAGAUAGAGAGAGAGAGAGAGAGGUGUUUCAGUUGAGGUUCUUGACUUUGGUGUUUUUUCAUUUUAUCUCUAAUCAUAUAAUAUUAUUUGAAGAGUCUCAGCCUUCUAGAUAUCUUGGAUUCAUCUACAAACUUCUAUUUGUACAAGCAGCCAUAAUUGGAUGAUUUGAAUGGAAUUGUUCACAUCUGUUGAAGUUUCUAAACUGGGUUUUGCUGAUAUUUAAAUUCUAAACAGCAAAAGCUGUGAUUUCUAUAAUUGUAUUUAAGCUUUUCAAGCAAAGGGUACUUUCUAUUUAAGAAGUGGAGCAUUCUGAGAUUGGAAUUCUGAAAGAUUAUUGCUCAUAAGAUCAAACCACAGAUUGAAAAUAUUGAAGUUGCAGAAAGUGAGAGCCAGCCAUUGAAUCUGCUACAAUUCCCAGUUCAGGUUAAAGAUGGGCUCCACUUGUAAAACACAAUUGGGUGUGCCUCUAAUUUUCUUGGUCAUCGUUAUAUGUUCGAACUUCAUUGCAGCACAAACAAUUCAAACCAAUGGUUCUGAGCCAGGUACUAAUUUGCUUGAAACAAACAAUGACUCACUGUCAGAUGACACUGUGAGGGUGGAUCCUCUAGACCAUUUCAAGAAAUACAGAGGAGGAUAUGAUAUCACAAACAAGCACUAUUGGAGUUCAACAGCAUUUACAGGAGUUUAUGGAUACGUCAUUGGGGUGCUCUGGCUUCUGGCUGGAAUCAUAUAUGGAAGCAUUCUUCUAGCAAAUACUUACUGUUGCAAAACUAGAAAGAAGGGGAAUCUCAAGAAAAAAUUGCCUUGCCAUAAACAAUGUUACUUUUGGCCUAUUCUCCUGGCUAUUCUAUUCACUGUCUUGGCAAUAACCGCAUCUGGGUUAGUUCUUGGAGGGAAUGUAAAAUUCCGAUCACGAGCGAGAACUGUGGUGGACAUCAUCAUUGACACAGCAGAUGGAGCAUCAGGAACAUUAUUUAACACAACAGGAGCAAUGAAAGAAAUAAGAGAUAGUAUAGCAGAAUCUAAUGUAAGUGCAGAGGCAGAGCAGGCUUCCAGUUUCCUUACCUCCACAUCAGAGAAACUCGAUGAUCAAGCUGCUGAUAUUGACAGGCAUGCUAGGAAAAAUAGGCGUCUGAUUAUGAAAGUUCUCAAGAUAGUGUAUAUAAUAACAACAGUCACUAUUUCCUUGAACCUGGCUGCUGUGAUUUCUCUUUCAGUUUGUGGAACACUGCGCCUACGCCGAGCUCUUAACCUGCUUAUUGUACUCUGUUGGAUCCUGACUGCUCUAUGCUGGGUGCUCUUUGGCGUGUAUUUCUUCUUAGGAAAGUUCGCAGGAGACACAUGUACAGCUCUUGAAAACUUCCAAGAGAACCCCUACAACAACAGCUUGAGUUCGAUCCUUCCCUGCGAUGAAUUGCUCAAAGCAAAGCCUGUCUUGACUGAUGUCAGUGAAGGGAUCUACAACAUUGUUAACCAGGUGAAUGAAAACAUAUCAGUGGUACAAUUGUGCAAUCCUUUCUCAGGACCACCGGAGUAUCAAUACCAGGCAGAUAAUUGCCCUGCCAAUACAAUUCAAAUUGGGGACAUCCCAAAGAUUUUGGAGCCUCUUACUUGUUCUGGCACCAGCAAUGCAACAUGCAGUGCUGGACAAUUCAUAACAAUUGAUGAUUUCAGAAUAUUGGGAGAUUUCACAAGUUCAAUUCAGAACCUACUAAAUGCAUUUCCGGGCAUGGAAAGCCUGGUAGAAUGCCAAUCUGUGAGUAAUGCAUUUUCUGAAAUCCUUACACACCACUGCAAACCAUUGAAGAAAUAUGCUCGGAUGGUAUGGGGAUCAAUGCUGUUUCUGUCAUUGAGCAUGGUGUUUCUGGUUCUGAUAUGGACAGUUCAAGCUCAUCAUGAACAAGAAAACCAUUCUUUAGAUGGUUCUGUGAAACCACAUUCUUCUGCAGUGAAAGAAGUGGAAUCAGCAGAAAGCAAAGUAGCAAAAGAUAGCUCAAAUUAUGCAUAGUUUAUUAGUCUACAGACUGCCAACAUUUUUCCAGCAUAAUAUACUCCUCCUGGAAGAUCUCUGCGCAAGCAGGAUUUCCAGCAGAAAUUGGCAGUAGGAUCAAGAUUUCAAGAUACAGAUUGUAUAGGCAGACAUACAAGAAGAUGGAAGAAAUCGAGAAGAUUAUAGAGAUUGAAUUUAUCUAUGCAGGGGAGGGUCAAAGUUGGAGAAGAAUCAGAAUUUUUUUUAUAGAAGGGAAGUCAUACAGAAAUUUUUUAUUUCUUUGAUUGGUAUAAGAUCAAAGCCUGGGGACCAACCCCAUUAUAGUAUGCAAAUUAAAUUAUUUAAACAAUAAUAUAAAGUCCAAUUCAGUUGAUUGAA